AUGAGGAAUUCCGUAAAUGCUGUUUGGGGAAAUGGGCUAAUUCUACCGGCGAGGUACAGAGAAAUUUGAAAAUUCUCUUAUUGACAUCGGCCAAAAAUAAAAAAAUUGACAUGUUUCCACACGGUGCAACUGGCGUGGGAAAGUGGUUUUUGCGUCAAAAAAUCAGCACAGUGCGAAUGGGAAACGCACUGUGCACUUUCAACCCCUUUCAAAAGCAUUCAUUUUGCAAUGUGCGUGAAUUUUCUGCACGACGGCGCACAAUCAAGAUUUUCUUAGCCCGCCUAGUAUUAUGUACAGUUUUGAUCUCCGACAAUGAGAACGAAAGCCUCAUGUAGAAACUUACAUUAGAUUAUCUAUAAUUGUUUGGAUGAAGAACUGCGGGUCCUUGUAGGAAAUGUGUGAGUCGCCAAAAUCUCAAGAACACACUGUUUGACAUUCCCAGAAUCAAAAGCUGCUGAACUUCAGUGCAAUCUCGAUCUUUAUGCGCCCCAGUAGUUCAAGAAUCGUUGCAACUCUACGACGUUCGAAACUAGAGGUAUGAAGGACUUUCAGAAACCUCAGUGAACCUCAGUGUGUUCUUCAUCAAGGACAACAAGUCAAGUCAUAUGUCCGCGGUUGGGAUUGGUAACAUUCCGUGUUUUUGAUUGUUGAUGUCCCUAUGCUUCUACUAUUGUACUCCAAAAACUUCUUUUUUGGGGCAAGCCAAAUACUUUUGCAAUUUUUUAAUAAAAUUGUACUACUGUUAAUCAAAUUAAUGAGGAUUUUAUAUCAACAAGGAAAAAUUUUGACCUCUAAUUUACAUAUUUUUAUUGUUUGCCAUUCCUAUUUACCUGAACGCAAUCCUAAUGCCAGACCUAUUAAUGCUUGUGUCUUCUUUUUUUCUGUGUCGCGAUAGCUCUCAAGCGCCCAGUUUCCCGCGCAAAAUAUUUUUUGAGCUCUUUUUUGCAUAUUUUUCUUUCCUUUCUGUAAAAAUUGUAUUUAUCUAACCAUGCAAAGGCGAAGGCAAGUUUUAAAAAAUUUUCUUUGAUACAACUAGUAUAUUUUUCAGAACGUUGAGUGAUUUGACUGGUGAAACUCCUCGUCGCGAUAUCUCACGGAGGAAAACUUUGGCUGCGAUCAGUCCUCGAGGAAAUUUCUUUAAACCUGCGAAAGCUGUGGUAAAAAAAGUGGCCAAGAAAAAGGAGAAAGAUGCAGAGGAACUGAAGAAAGAUCUGGAAGAGCCUUGCACUUCUUCGGUGAGUGUGAUUACAUUACAAAUGUAUGUAUAUAAUAUUUAGUUGCUUUUUUUAAUUAGCCAGAAAUGAAAAGAAGAAAAUAACAAGGGGAAAAUUUUUUGUCAUAGAAAAGUUUCGAUGUAAAAGGAUUAAUUUUUGCUUAAAAUUGGUCCUUGAGACAUUUGAAUUUGUUCGUUAUACAGAGCCUUUGUUUUAUCGCCUCUGUUUUUUGUGGUACACAGGUUCCAUCGUAUUUUGUAUACUAAUACUUAGUUUUCUAAUGUAAGCAAAAAAAGUCACAGCAGUCACUUUGUACAACAAAUCGCAAUGGGUCAAAAGAUAUUUGUUGUAGAAAGGUUUUGUUGUAAAAACAUUUAAUUAGUCCUAAAAUUGACCCUGUUGGCUUUGAAAUUCUCUUUUAUAGAGAGGUUUUGUUGUAUGAGAGUGCUGCAGAGGCUUGGUUGUAAAGUUGUAAAGAAUAAUAACCUUGCUUUUAGAAACAAGACCCAUCUCAAUGGGAGAGUUUCCUCAGCUGGCUGGAUGAGUAUUUCAAUCAAGUCUGCGAUGAGGGCCGGGAAGAUGAGUUUGUGGACUUGAAGGACUUUGAUAAAGAGGUGAGCAUUUCAAUUUGAUAUUUGUAUUAUAAGUUUUAGAUUAUCCUUUGAAAAUCUUGAGAUUUUGUAAUAUUUGCACGUUGUAUGGCUAGGCGUAUUUUUCCAUUACUCCGUUUUUUCAGAAGUUCAAUAUUGGCCUCGAAGAAGUCCGUGCUCUCAAAAGAAACGCCGAGAAAUUAGUCAAAGCCGAAGAUCACACGGGAAUCAGCAACAUUGACAUUGAUAAAGCGGUCGAAGCCGGAGCAUUGGCCUUUGUGGAUCUCCACACAAUGACGAGAAAACGGUUGCGGAAUUUGAAACGACGAAUCAGCGACCCGAAUUUGCUCUACAGUCCAAUUCCAUACGAGGGAAGUCUGAAGAAUUACAUCGAAAAGUGUAAAAGGCAAGUCGAUUUAUUGAAUUUUGAAAUGUUGAUCUUUAGUGAGCGAGAAAAUCAAAUCAUUGAGACGUAUGUGGACUUCAAAACAGAGUUGAAAGCAAAGUACGACGUUCUGCAGAGAGUGGGAGAGCUGAUUCGGAGAGGUAAAGUGAAAAUAUUUGGAUACUGUAUGAUGUGAAACACAAAUUUUUGAUGAAAAUUGGCUGAGGUUACAAUUUUUUGAGGUCUGUAUGAUGUUUUCAGCUUGCGUUUUAUGGAGACCACAGAGAUUUUUAGGCCGAAAAAGGGGGAAAUUUGGCAAUUUUUUAUAAUUUAUUUUUAUAAUUAUGAGUUCUUAUCAGUCUGUCGGGAAAAUAAUGAGCACAAUGUCGCAACGAAAAUUUCAUUGCGGCGAAUUAAUCGUGUCGUGGCUAAGCAUGGCUGCAAACCGGGCCAGCCCGGCCCGGGCCGCAGGCCCGGGCUUAAAUCUCCAAGUCCGGCCCGGGCCCGGGCUUGGGAAAUUUGGAAAGCCCGGCCCGGUUCGGCCCGGAAAAUUUUAUACUAGUUUGGAAAGAAAGAAAGCGGGAAAUGAAAAGAAAAUUAUGGAAAACUUUCGCAAGAUGUAAAGAAAAAUUUAGCAAAACCUAGGUACAUAAGGUCACUUUACGUUCGCUAUCAGCAGUGUGUUCGAAAAAAUGAAAAAUCCUAUUGUAAAAGCUUAUUUUUUCCUUUUUUCCGGGCAAAACUCAAAUUUCAAAAAAACCGGGCCGGCCCGGGCCGGGCCGGGCCUGAAAAUCGAAGCCCGGAGUCGGGCCGAGAAAUUAGUCGGCCCGGCCCGGGCCGGAAAAUUUUGCAAAGCCCGGCCCGGAGCCAUGCCUAGUCGUGGCAAAAUCAGAUUGCUUUUACUACACGAUUUUCGCUGCGGCUGUGUGGUCAUUAUUUUCCCGACAGACUGAUAAAAAAUCAAGAUUUAUGUUAGUGAAAAAGAGCAGAAUACUUUUAAAAAUUUUUUUCUGGGAAAAAUUUAAAUUUUUUGGACAAAAAACUUUCUGUAAUGGCCCUUCUCUCUGUCCUUAGGUCUCAAAAUCUCAUUUGCAUACCCAAAAUCAUUACGAACAUUUUCUCUUCUAUUGAAAAUACCGUAACCCUUUAUGAUGACCUAUUUUUCAGACAACAUCCAAGAAAUGCCGGGGACCAAACGCCUUCGUUACAAGAGGCCUGACUGUAAGGUUGACGAGAACUUGAAGACCCCAGAGAACGUUUGUCGGACGAAGAAUCCUCUUUCGUAUGAUCUGGUAGGUAAAUGUUUUUCUUGGGGGAUGAGCAGAAUGUAAAGAACUGCUCAAGGAACGCGCGAAUCAGCGUGAUCGUAACUGUGGGUAGCAUUACGGGCUUGAUGAUCCAUAAUUGAUACGCGCGACUUUUUGAAGAAAUUCCAGUUGCAGCGAUACUUUGGUCUAAAACGGAAAUUUUAUACGGUAAGGUGAUGACUAACUUUACGUUGCAUUUUUUUCAUUUACAGACAAUUAAUCGAGCAUUAGGCUGAACAAAAUGUCUGCUGCAGAAAACAGCAAGUAUUUAUAGUAAUCAUGAGUUCUCAAUGCUCAAUCGCCCAUAUUGUAGUUUUACUUAUCAACCAGUAGCGGAAGUAUCCAAAAACAACCUCUUAAUGUAUCUAAAAUGUGAUAAGAAACGGAAAUUAAAAUUUUGGGCUAUCCCUUAAUGCUGUCAUUAUUAAUUUUUAAGUCUGAUAUCAUCUUAUUGAUACCCACGCAAUCUCCUAAUUAAAAAUUGCGAUAAAUACAAACAUUGUAGCGUCAUCAUAAACGCAAAAAUAUAAUUUUUUGUGAAAUUUUGGUAGUAUACUGUAGUAAGCGCAUUUUAAAGAGAGCUUUAUGCUAAUUCAGACAACAGCUCGUAUCCUUUCAAGGAAAUUUUGUGAUAGUUCCGAAAGGUGAAUAAUACAAUGAAAUUGAUGAAAUUUUUGGAGGACAGCAGAACUCUACAUAUAACCGGUUGUAGAAUGCUCGAUAAACUUUAGAAUUUGGCACAUAAAAGUUUUUUGCUCAGAAAUAACACCUAUUAAAGCAAGCAAACUGAGAUUUUGACCCUUUGGCCCGUUGAAAAUGCCCAACUUUUUACCGUAAUCCACAAAUUUUCCUUUUCGAAUGAAUUCCCAUAACUUUGUCUCAUUCCGGUUGAAUAUGAAAUUUUUGCAAAAAAAGCACCUGUUCAAUGCAUACUUCACUUGCUCCGGUGAAGCCUUUUAGUGCAAGAUCUAGCUUACCUGAAAAAAGAAAUUAUUUUCAUCCGUUUUUCAAAAUCCACGCCCCCAAGCCGGUACAAAAAUCUCCGUCGAGCCUUCGCCAGUGUGUGAAACCUCCGCCAAGCCACUGACACUAACAGAAUGCAUCUUAGUAGAUGUGACAAGCCUUGUUUCGUCCGUAGUAAAGAUGUCUGGUUUUUGUCACGAGACAUAAUUUUCAAAAAAGGCGUGAAAUGUCAUCGCCAAAAAAUGGUCUACACGAGGAAAAAUUCUUUUGCAUAUUCUAAAACUGCUCGAUUUCGAGUUUUAAAACUAAUUGAAAGUUCUUGUAUAGCUGCAAAGAGCACCAAGAUACUUGCAAAAACUUUGUGCACUUUUUUUUGAAACACCUGUACAAAGCACUGAUUCUUUUUGCAAGGAUUCAGUGUGCAUUCCUCGUUACCGAGACGUCUUUACCCUAAUAUUUUUCUAGAUUAUGGACGAUUUCCUCGACUUCAAAGCCGAAGAGUUCAUUGAGCACAAUCGUGCAGUCCGCCGGCGAACACUUGCGAGGCUGAAUCAUUGA
This is a messenger RNA of Bursaphelenchus xylophilus (pine wood nematode), 5017 nucleotides long. Lineage: Eukaryota; Metazoa; Nematoda; Chromadorea; Rhabditida; Aphelenchoididae. The record is from the annotation of a GenBank genome assembly.